Messenger RNA from Penicillium manginii, 786 nucleotides. RefSeq lists its product as uncharacterized. Bases 1 to 786 code for a protein of 261 amino acids. Gene Ontology annotation, molecular function: transmembrane transporter activity. The transcript is spliced from 3 exons. The record is from RefSeq and is a predicted model, not a curated record. Gene Ontology annotation, biological process: transmembrane transport. NCBI's taxonomy places the organism in Eukaryota, Fungi, Ascomycota, Eurotiomycetes, Eurotiales, Aspergillaceae.
AUGGGGGCUGGCCUUUCCCAAAAUGUCGGCCAGCGCCUCGUCUGUCGGGCCCUCGCUGGAUUCUUCGGAUCUGCACCACUUGUCUGUCCUACUUUUGGUCCGCUACCAGGUGGUUAUAUCAAUGAAACUCCCUCCAUUUCUUGGUGGUGGGUUGACUGGCUCACGGUCUGCGUAUAUGGAUUUUUAGUUCUCCUUGUCCUGUUCCUACCAGAAACCUACAACCCGACCCGUCUCAGUUGGAAGGCAAAGCAGCUGUGGCGCCUUACAGGAGAUGACCGUUACCGAGCCCCGAUGGAAUUCAACCGGAUUUACUUCCCCGAAGAAUCGCUUUGGCCCUUGCUCGUCGAACAAGUAUACCACAUGGACCAGGGAAAGACCGGGAUCUGUUUUCUAGGAAUCGUGGUAGGGAUAUCUACCGCGCCCGAGACCGAGUCAAAUCUCUACAUGGCCAUGUUCGGAGCACCGGCCCUACCAAGUAGCCUUUUCUGGACGGGCUGGACAGCGUACCCGUACAUUUCGAUGUGGUCUCCGAUUAUGUAUUCGGUGGUCUUGGGGUUCGGCAUUGUCCGUGUUUUCGUUUCCGCGUACCAGUACGUCGCGGCCGCUUAUGAAUAUCACGAUGGAAGUGCCCUGGCGUCUCCUCAGAUGCUUCGUCUUUCGGCGGCCGGGAUAAUGUCUGUUGUUGCGGAUAUCAUGUAUCAUAGGCUCGGCCCACACUGGACACUGACUUUUAUUGGGGGUAUUGCGACUGUCUUUCUGCCUGUUCCAUAUUUGCUUUAUAUUUAG